Molecule: messenger RNA, 1210 nt
Organism: Pelobates fuscus (common spadefoot toad)
Lineage: Eukaryota; Metazoa; Chordata; Amphibia; Anura; Pelobatidae
Product: galactose-3-O-sulfotransferase 4-like
Exons: 2
Coding region: 164-1210 (348 amino acids)
Biological process (GO): glycolipid biosynthetic process
Cellular component (GO): membrane
Molecular function (GO): galactosylceramide sulfotransferase activity
Source: RefSeq, a predicted model, not a curated record
UGCAACAGAAAGCCCUCAGUUCAAAACUAAUACUAUUAAGACUUGGCCUGUUAACCUUGUUAAGACUUCAUUGAGCGAGAAUAGAGGGAAAAUAGCAGGUCCCUGCCAGACAAAGACCCAUAUCUUCUUCCUAAAAACUCACAAGACAGCCAGCAGUACAAUCAUGAACAUUCUGUUCCGUUUUGGAGAUUCUCGUAACUUGACAUUUGCCUUACCCAUCUAUGAAUUUCCCCAGUUUAUGUACCCCAAUUUUUUCUAUUCAGAGUAUGUUGAUGGCUUCUCCAAGAAGAACAAGAAGGAGUUUCAUAUCAUGUGCCAUCAUAUGAGGUUCCAACUCGCUGAGGUGGAAAAGGUGAUGCCCAAUGACACGUUUUAUUUCACUAUCCUACGGAACCCUGUCUCUCAAAUGGAAUCAUCCUUCUCGUACUAUAGGGGAAUGGAUAUCUUCUGGAAACCUAAAAGCCUAGAAGAAUUUCUGAGCAACACUUCUACGUAUUAUAAUAGAAGCAGUACAAACAGCCAUUACGCCAAGAAUUUCAUGACAUUUGAUUUGGGCUUUAACCACAAUGGCUGGGAAUCCGCAAAGAACUUUAAGUUGAUAUGUCAGGCAGUGGAUAUCAUGUUUGAUCUGGUGCUAAUUUCAGAGUAUUUUGAUGAAUCUUUGGUGCUUUUGAAGAAUGCUCUUUGCUGGACAUUUGAUGAUGUUCUAUCAAUACCUCUUAACAGUAGGAGUAACAAAACAAAAAAAUCCCUCUCUAAAGAAAUCCAGUAUAAAAUUCAGAGCUGGAAUCAGUUAGACUGGCAUCUUUACGUAUACUUUAACAGGACUCUCUGGAAUCAAGUGGAGAAGUUUGGAAGGAAGAGAAUGGAGCAUGAAGUAAAGGAGCUUCGGAGAAGGAGGGCCGAAAUAACUAAAUUCUGCUUCCAAGGUGAAGUGGACCCAGACAAAGUAAAAGACAAGUUUCUGAAACCCUUUCAAGCAGGAAUAGCCAAGAUCCUUGGUUACAACCUAAAGCCAGGACUGAAAGACGACGACAAGGAUUUUUGUCAGAAACUGGUUACCCCAGAAUUACAAUACUCUAAAUUGUUGUGGAAGAAGAAGAGCCAAACGCAUAGCCCUCCUAAAGGAAAAGAGAGUAAAUCUCCUCUUAAACAAAAAGAACGAGCAUAUUCCUACAAGAAUCACUCAAAUUCCACAAAUUACUCGUAG